Rhipicephalus sanguineus (brown dog tick) is the source of this 5840-nucleotide messenger RNA. Its product is annotated as titin. NCBI's taxonomy places the organism in Eukaryota, Metazoa, Arthropoda, Arachnida, Ixodida, Ixodidae. The record is from RefSeq and is a predicted model, not a curated record. The transcript has 3 exons. The coding region runs from base 426 to 5840 and encodes 1804 amino acids.
AACGCGAUUUCCGACAGGGGCGCCAAAGCUGGAAGCGGCACAGGCGCCAAGGCAACCAAUCAUCGAGUCAGAAGCAGCUGAAGCGGCAGCGACAGUGACCGCACAUGAGCCUGGAGCAGUCGUCGAGAUAAUGGAGAAAAAAGUUGUCACACCAGAUACUGCCAUCCAGCAAGCUCUGUCAAAUGAUAUUGUGGAACACAAACCGUGGUCUGAAGAAGUAGAAAUACUGGAAGAACCCGUGCCAUCUAAAUCUGCCGUCGAGUCUACUGAGAGUGCGCAGGACAUGAAGGCAAAGUAUAUAGGAUACUCUUACACCGAUCCAGAAGAGGUAUCUCGUCGUCCUUUAAAUCCGUUUUACGGAUACCUUGGCAGAUAUCCUCCUCCAAAUGCUGUCAUGAAGGAGCCUCUCGAGAAAGUUCAGAAAAAUGAACAGUCGCAUCCAACUGCAGCAGCAGCACACGCAAUGGUUGAUAAUGCAUGUAAACUUAGGACAUCCCAGUAGAGGAAGCUCGGAUGCUUUAGCCGAAGCGGCAAAAGAAUCCAAAGCAGAGGUUGCCACUGGAAAGACGCAAACGGAGCUAGCCGUUCCGAGGGAUCUGCUUAAGAUACCGGAGAAGGCUCUUCAAAAGUCGUCAGAGAACGCAGUAUUGCCACAAUACACAGAAAAGGCAUCAUUAGACGUAACAAAAGCAGCAAGGACUCACGAAGUAGCGGAAAUCACCAGCAAGUCGGGCGAAAAGCUGGAAGGCACGGUACUUUCCACGAUACCCUCACCACUUUCAGAAACAAGACUUGGGCCCAAAGUUUCGUCAGAAACGCUUCCAAUGCCAGCAAUGUCACAGCUGCCCGUAGAACGCCAAGUCGGCGACAAGGCACUAAAAGAUGAAGAGAUAGCAUCCACUUUAGAAGCAACUCAAGUGAAAACUGAAGCUCCAUCUUCUACGGCAGCAGUUCCAUCAUCAAAAGCAGAAAAAAUGCAAGUGUCGCCUUCAAUAAAGACAUUUCAAGAAACUUCAACAGCGCCCUCGCCAAUUUCAGAAACGAGGCUUCUGACUAAGGUUUCAGGAGGUUUUGUAAUGCCACAGCUGUCUGAGCUAUACACACAACGCCAGGUGAGCGAAAAGCUACCGGAACGCAAACUUGAAGAUCACUUACGCAUUCUCGAAAGAACAAAAGUUGAAACCAAAGCGCCAUCAGAAGUUCCCGUAGCUACCAAGCCGUUAGAAAAUAUGAAACAGGUGACUCAAACAAAAGCAUUCGAGGAGCCUUCAACAGCAGCCUCACCGGUUUUGGAAACAAGAGUUGUCCCAAAGGGAUCACAAGAAACAUUCGUAAUGCCAGAGCUGCCACAGCUAGCUAUUGAAAAUCAAUACACCGGAAAGCCACCGAAAGGUGAAGGCACGGUUGAUCAGGCUGCACCCUAUCCUGAAACAGCAAAAUGUCAAGUGGAAGAGCCGUCAGAAAAAGCAGCAUCUCCCAAAGUAGUAGAAAAGCCGUAUGGGGCUACUGCAACAAAGCCCGUCCAAGAACCAGAAGACCACAGUUUACCUUCUAUAGAAACGAGUUUGCCUGAAGCGGCUGUGAGUGCGGCACCAACAGCGUAUUUGGCUCGAGCGUUGUCAACAAAAGUAGUGGAAGUGCCUGAAAUUCAUGCGUUAGUUCCAAUAGAAGUAACGUCACCAAGGGAAAGAGAGCCUGAACCUGUUUGUUCUACAUUAGAGUCGUCGCUCAAAGAACCCUUAAAGACUCCUGAAGAAUCAGGUCCAAAAAAAUACGAACCCGCUGAUGAAGUACACAUUCUGCCAGAACAAAAGUUGGAAGAGACUGCACCAAUGGAGGCAUUCAAAAGACCGGAAGCUCAUGCUCUAAUUCCUACAGAAGUAAAGCCUCCAGAAGAAAAAGAAACUGAGGCUGUUUCUCCCUCACUAGAACCUGUGCCUAAAGAGCCAUUAAUUGAACCAGAAGAAGGUGCGUUGACGAAACAGAAAGUACCUGAAGAAGUAACUAACGUACUAGAGAAAAAGCGUGUUGAGGCUGUACCGUCACUGAAAGAGUCAGAAGGACACGCUUUAAUUCCUACGCAAGCAAAGCCUCCACAAGAGAAAGAAACAGAGGCUGUUUCUCCUUUACUGGAACCUGUGCCUAAAGAACCAAUAAUGGAACCGGAAGAAUCAGCAUUGAAGAAAGAGAAAGUACCUGAGGAAAUAACUGACGUAAAAGAGAAAAAGGAUGUCGAGGAUGCGCCGUCAAAGGCAUUGCAAGAGUCGGAAGUACACGCUUUAAUUCCUACGGUGACAAAGCCUCCAGAAGAGAAAGAAACUCAGGCUGUUUUUCCUUUACUAGAACCUCUGCCUAAAGAACCAUUAAUGGAAGUCCCCGCACAAAUUCCUACCGGUACAAAGCCUGCGGAAGAGAAAAAAACUGAGGAUGUGUCUAUUUUACUGCAACCUGCACCUCAAGAGCCAUCAAUGGAGCCGGAAGUACCAGUGUUGAAGGAAGAUAAGCUACCAGAAGAAAUAACUGCCAUACACAAAGAACCACUGACAGAGACAGCAGUAACAAAGACAAUAGAAGAGCCAGAAGCUCUGGCACCUGCAGUAACAAAACAUGAAACGGAGAAGAAGGCGGAGGUUAUUGUACCGGUUCCUGAAGUGGAGCUCAAAGAAGCAACCGUGGAGGCCAAGAGGCUAAGUGCAGAAAAAAAAGCCGAUGUCAAGGAACUACAAUCAGCGCCCGCAGUACUUCCAGAAGUGCCCGAGAUCGAUGCUAUGGCUGUGUCAUCUGAUACAGCUGCGAGCGAAACGAGGGCUCGUGCGUCGCCACCAGCGCAUGAGCCCCGUGCUGCUGUGGCUCGGGAAGGCGUGUUAGCAGAGGGUGGCAUAGAGGAAGGAGUAGCGGCUAAGACAGAAGAAAAGGCCCUUUCAAAAGAACCUUCUCAAGAAAUGCUUCAGUUAAAUGUUGCAAUAGAAAUAAGUCCAGCUUCAUUGCCGGAAUCUGAAAAGAAAGACGAGAAUGAAACAACUACAACUGCAGCAGGCGAGAUUGAAGAGCACGCAACAAAGGAGGGUGAAGGGACGGAGACAACGCAAGGAAAACCCGAAGCUCCAGAAACACCUGAAAUUGUUCUCGAUGAAGAGAAACGUGUUCGCGAGAUAUUGGAGUUUGAAAUGAACCUCUGCCGAGCGCGCAACCUCGGUAGCGCACUACCCAAAGCUGAAGAGCUCUUGCAUGUCGGUACUCCAGCUAGUGAGCCUGCAGAUUCUGCGGAGCUGGCGCUACUUGGGGAGAAGCUUGCCCAGCCACCAGGAGCGACGGUGGCUCCCACUGAAUCACCGAAAGCUGACACACUGGCACCGUCUACACUAGAAGGCGGCCAAGCAGACACAGAGCCGGGUGAGCCGAUUCUCAACGCUUCUGAUUUCAACAAGGGGCCUAUGUCUGAUUGGGAAACAGAGCUUCAACAACUCAGGGACUCCAGACUUCGUGAUGCACCUUACAAGGCAGGCGAGCAAGAAAAAGCGGCUCCGGUUGACGCGGCUGUGGGUGCUCGAAAGUUUCUUGUGCAGGAAGGCGAGGGGAAGAAAGGUGCCGAGGAAAAGCAAGUUACCAUUCCACCCGAGGCUGAGCCUGCCAGCCCAGGGCCUUCCGCACCAUCCCACACCGACGCAGAUCGGCGUCAGUCGGUCGUCAUCGUCUACGAGAGUGAUGCACUCGCAAUGACUACGCCUGACUUUGAAAUUCGGUUGAAGAACGAGCGAGAAAUCAGUAUCAAACGACCUGAGCCGUCUGGUCUGCAGCCACUUGAGGGACCACCAAGAUCAUUCCUCCGACCGGACACUGAAGGAGGCCACCCCAGGUCCCCGGUUAUCCAUCACGUGAGCUUCACCAGAGAAGAAGGCACUCUUCUUCCGCCUGAAAAACCGGGACCUGUGGAAGAAAAAGAAGUCAAGCUUUCUGUUCUGCCCGUUGGAGUGGAAAUCGCACAGCGCGCAAUAACAGAGGACCAGUCAUCACAACCAAAGCCUCCCACUUCAAAGAGUGAAGAGGAACCGGCCUGGGAAAAGAGUCAUAUCGACGAGCGCAAGCCAAGCGGCCAGUUCGGGGAAACAGGAAAGACACCGACCCUUCACGAGGAAACGCUGGAUACCGAACACGUUGCGCAGUCUGCUCGAUCCUUCGCUUCGACAGCAGGCGCCGAUGAUAAACGGAAAUUUCUCGGUACAAAGCGUGCUGACGAAGCGCCUCCCAAGGUCGACGGGUUACCUAUCAGUGUUGCUGAGAGUGAAGUGAUGCCAGAGCAUCGUGGGGUCGAAAGUACACAAGAGAGUUCUGCACCAAAACCUGAAACCGACGUUUCUUCACGUGUAUUUCUUCCGACCCACAAGCCAUCUACACAAGGCGGAGCUGAACCAGACGGCAGGGUGCAAGCUACAAAAGAGGCGGCUGAUGCACCCGACAAGGAUGGAGAGGGAGCCCCCCGUACUUUUCUGUCAACCAAAGAGGUGAGCCCAUCGCAACCAAGCGGACUAAAGACACAAGCCGUGCCAGUCACUGAGGACACAAUUUCGCCGGAGAAGCACCGCGAAGAGAAGGCAGAAAGACCCGAAGAGCAAGGCACGAUGCUAGUGCCAAUAGAUGAGCGCCAGAACACUACGAGCAAAGUAUUGGUAAAAGACGAGCCUGCAACAGAAGCUGAACAUGCGGCACAAGCUUUGAAGCCUCCUCAACCGUCUGCAAUAGCAGAGCUGGCUGGCAAGCAGGUAGCCGAAAAGACGUUUCAGAAAGAAGGCAUUCCACAGGAAGGUAUGAUAGUAGAGCGGCAGCCAGAGAACAAGAUUGAACCUAAACGAUCUGUCAGUGAAGCUCACGUGCCUUUAAGUGUACAAAAACAGCUAGAAGAGAAAGGUGAAACACCGAAAAAAGAUGACAAAAUGAUAAUCGUGCCUAGAGAAGAGCUCGCCACUUAUGCACACGCGGAGACGUCGCCACGCGAAGUCGAGCCGGCUGUAAUCAAGCAUGAGGUCAAAGCCACGGCUGCAAAAAUUGAAAGAAAGGCACCCAGCGACCUUAUCGUUGAGCGUACCGAGAUCGGACGAAUGAAGGAGCCUGCGAAGGAGCGCCACGCGUCCGUCAGCAGGGUGCCUGUCGAGGAGCAGGUGGUCGUUCCAGUGCUGAAGAGACCCUCGGAUGAAGAGAAGCGUGACACUUCGGCCAUGGUAGUCAUCGAGCGGGACAUAGUGGCAGGCGUGGAAGAGCCAAAAAGAAGCACACCUAUGUCCAAGGACGACUUGCACCCUGCCGUCAGCUCUGACUGGGACGUCAUGUCCAGGGAGUCGCUGCAAGGGAGGCCCGGAACCAGGACUGCCGACACGCAGACUGAGAUGUCCACUGAUUUCAGGAGCAAGGAUGUACGCGAGGCCUCGACGUACGCUUUCCUUUCUGAGGAAACCGAAGAGGUCCGCAGGGCGCCUGACGACUACCUGCCACUCUACCUGCACCGAGUGACGCUCAACGACAAGCCUUCGAUAGCGGAAAUGAUGCGCAAGCUGACACCGGCGAGUGAAGAGUGGGAGGAAGCGGUGCCCAUGAACUGGAAGAUCAACCCGGCAAAGGAUCUCGAGAAGUGGCCGUCACACUGCAUGCAAGACGUGCGCGCUCCCACCGUCGUCCUCCUCGGCGGCAUCAACUUAUCCGCGCUCGGCGAAGUACUCACAGAUGAGGCGGCUCGAGGUUUCACUAAUUACCUAGCUGCCGAUGGCAACAUCGUGGAGGACCCGACACCCAUUGAUCUGAGUUACGAAGCGGUCCUGCAAUGUUACAGGGAGUUGCGGAGACUCUAG